Molecule: messenger RNA, 435 nt
Organism: Epithele typhae
Lineage: Eukaryota; Fungi; Basidiomycota; Agaricomycetes; Polyporales; Epitheliaceae
Exons: 4
Coding region: 1-435 (144 amino acids)
Source: RefSeq, a predicted model, not a curated record
AUGAUGGACCGCUUCUUCGCGCCCCACAGUCCCGAGGCUCAGGCCCAUAACCAUCUCACCGAAAACUGGUUCACCUGGGACCAGGAUCACCCCUCCUUCAAUGAGACCCUCACCUCCGGCUGCGCGACGUAUGAGGCCUUUAAGAGGUACCUCACCGGCGCGGACCUCUAUCUGGUCCCUCAGUCAAGGAAGGAGUUGGAGAAUGUGCUGCGCAGAUAUGCGUAUGACGCGAUUCACAACACCAUCGCCAAGUCCCGUUCUCAGCUUGAGCGCGGAGGCUACAGCAGGAUGUGCCACCUCGUUGAGGCUUCGAUUGACAAGGUCUUGAACGAGAAUGACAAUGCGGCUUCCCUACUUGAGCUCCACCGCCCCGUACAUGAGGGCAUGGCAGGCGACUUGACGGCGACACCCACGCGGUCGAUUCGGAUCAAGUAA